Molecule: messenger RNA, 8718 nt
Organism: Phycodurus eques (leafy seadragon)
Lineage: Eukaryota; Metazoa; Chordata; Actinopteri; Syngnathiformes; Syngnathidae
Gene: wnk2
Product: WNK lysine deficient protein kinase 2
Exons: 28
Coding region: 151-6900 (2249 amino acids)
Biological process (GO): protein phosphorylation; positive regulation of sodium ion transmembrane transporter activity; positive regulation of potassium ion import across plasma membrane
Cellular component (GO): cytosol; cytoplasm
Molecular function (GO): ATP binding; protein serine/threonine kinase activity; potassium channel inhibitor activity
Source: RefSeq, a predicted model, not a curated record
CGUACAUUGUUUGCUUCCGAACUGCGUCACCUCAUGCGCGUGCGGCUGCAGGUAGGCUAGUCAGCUGUCCUUCCAGCACCGGGGAGGACCGCUCGUCCUCAUCCGCAUCCUCCGCGCAGCAUGUCGAGCGACUAAACGGCAUCAACGGGCAUGCAUGCGGCGGACGAUUCGAGCAAAGAUCCGCCGCUUGGAUCAACGUUUUUCUCGGCGCCCGAUUUGGACUCGGACAUUAACGCCAAUGCAUUCCGGGCCGUUUCUGAGAACGGGGCGGUUGACAACGUCAACAUCCAGAACACAGCCCUGCGAGGGGCCAGCGACCCCAGCGCCUAUCUCUCCUCGGACUACCGCGGCCUGGUCCGCCAGAGGUUCAUCCGGCGGAGUUUGUGGGUGUCGGACUCCGAGGAGCAGACGCUUGACACGGCGGAGUCCCCGGUGCUCAACGUCGACCUGCGCUCCAUCGUCGGCCGGACUUUGCACGGCACUCGUCUGGGUCCACGGGAGAAGUCGAGGCCGGAGAGUCCGGUGGAAGCGAAGGACGAUUCUCCCCGCGAGAAACGUGACACGUGCCAAAGCGAGGUCAAGCAAGAGGUGGCGUCCUGUGACGUCACCGGCAAAGCCGGAAGCGAUGAGAACGAAGAGGAGCCGGGGAUGAAGGCCGUGUCCACCUCACCCGGGGGCCGCUUCCUCAAGUUCGACAUCGAGUUGGGGAGGGGCUCCUUCAAGACGGUCUACAAAGGCCUCGACACGGAUACUUGGGUCGAAGUGGCUUGGUGCGAACUCCAGGAGCGGAAACUGUCCAAAGUGGAGAGACAGAGGUUUAAAGAGGAGGCAGAGAUGUUGAAGGCACUUCAGCAUCCCAACAUUGUGAGAUUUUAUGACUUCUGGGAGUCGCCAUUGAAAGGAAAGAAAUGCAUAGUUCUGGUGACAGAACUCAUGACCUCAGGGACACUGAAAACGUAUUUGAAGCGCUUCAAGGUGAUGAAGCCCAAAGUUCUUCGGAGCUGGUGCCGACAGAUCCUGAAGGGCCUCCACUUCCUCCACACCAGGACGCCACCGAUCAUCCACAGAGACCUCAAGUGCGACAACAUCUUCAUCACGGGCCCUACGGGCUCCGUCAAGAUAGGCGACCUGGGCUUGGCAACUCUAAAGAGAGCUUCCUUCGCUAAAAGUGUCAUUGGUACACCAGAGUUCAUGGCCCCUGAGAUGUACGAGGAGCACUAUGAUGAGUCCGUGGAUGUCUACGCCUUCGGCAUGUGCAUGCUGGAGAUGGCCACAUCAGAAUAUCCUUACUCAGAGUGUCAAAACGCAGCACAAAUCUACCGCAAAGUCACCAGCGGGGUAAAACCUGCCAGCUACAGCAAAGUAAGCGACCCAGAAAUUAAGGAGAUCAUUGGAGAGUGUAUCUGUCACAGAUGGGAGGAAAGGUACUCCAUCAAGGACCUCUUGAAUCACGCCUUCUUUGCAGAGGAUACCGGUGUUAGGGUGGAACUCAACGAAGAAGAUGAUGGGGAAAAAUCCUCCAUCGCAUUGAAACUGUGGGUCGAGGAUCCAAAAAAGCUAAAGGGGAAGUACAAGGAUACUGGUGCAAUUGAGUUCACGUUUAAUUUGGAGAACGAGGACCCAGAAGUUGUCGCGCAAGAAAUGGUGGAGUCUGGCUUUUUUCUGGACUGCGAUGUGAAGGUUGUUGGGAAGUCGAUCCGAGACCGCGUGGCUCUGAUCAAAUGGAGAAGGGAACGCACUGUCUCAUCGGGAAACGGCGAGGCAUCUGUGAAGAAGAUGCAGCAAAACCUCCUGCAGGUGCCCGGACCACAGGGGACCGCAUUGGCUACCACUGAGUAUGACGACCAGGAGGUGGAGCAGCAGACCUUGAUUUGCACAGUCCCGGUCACCACGUCUACCACAUCAGACAGUGGCGUGAGCUCCACCAUGCAAUUGGAUGAUCUCGGCAAACAGCAAAAUGGUUCCUACCGGUCCCUGCCAGAGACCGUCUGCACGACUCAGUCGGUCUACAGUCCACCUGCACAUCUGGAGCCUCCAAUGCAGCAGGGGCCCUACCAGCAAGCCACGGCACAGGCCUCGCAGGACCAAUAUAUACAAGAAUCCACACAGUUACAUCAGGGAGCCUACCAGCAAACCACAGGUCAGCUACAUACUGGGACCUACCAACAACCUGCUGCACAAUUGCACCUGGGGCCAGAUGAGGUUCAAACAACAGUUUCUGCUCCAUCGACGCCAGCCCCUCCUGCGCACCAGAGUAGACAGACAGCACAGAGCUUCCCAGCUGCAACGCCCAUUGUACAGAUGCAGCUUACUGCUCAAUCGCGCCAGGACCAGCAAUUAUCUACUGACCAGACUACAGCUCUCCUGAGUCCUCCUGACAUAUCUACCAGUUUUCCACAGUCUGCCACCAGUGCUCCCCCUCCUCUACUGCCCCUGCACAUCAGCACACAGUUUCCCUCACCAUAUUGCAUUCAAGCAGGGGGCAUCAAGCCCCCUCCUUUUCCCCCGGCUCCCUUAGCUAGCUCUUUCUUCUCACCUUCACCCCACCCCACCACCAUUCCCCUGAAUCCUCAUUCAGCCUUUGGCACCCUUCAGUCCACACCUCAGCAGGUGCCCAGUGUAGCACUCACUGGCACACUCCUUGCCAUGACCAUGUCCUCUGCAAUGCCCCAGCAACAGAGUGGCCCGGCUACAUCCUAUCCAAACAUUGGUAGCUUCAAUUACACCCCUUCCUUAGCUCUCUCCCAGGUAAAACCCACCCCAUACCCCGUCCCCCACCCUGAGCAAGAACGGGCUGAACAGGUGCAGACGAACGCUCCACUGGGAAAUUUAGAAGAUGUUCAACUUUUGGCCCCAGUUCAACCUGUCCUACCUGCUAAUCAGACUCCUCUCUGGGGAUGUGGAACAGAUAUAGAAACUGCUGCAGCUGGCACAGACGUAAACGUAGCCUCUACAUUUCACACCUCAGCACCACUGGCGGCUACAGCGGAUCUCGACAUCCAAACCCCAGCACAAACUGCAGCUUUAAUCCAGCCAAAAAGCCACGCAGCAGACCAAAUGCCGGCUCAGUCUGCUACCGCAGUCUCAUUUCAGGCUCCACCUGCAUUUCAAUCUACAGCUUUAGCCCAAGUUGAAGAAGCGAUUUCUGUAUCCGGUUUACCGAAAGCCUCAUCUGCAAGCUUAGAUGAUUCCUCAGCAUCAGGACAAACCCAGAUCUCUCUACCAGGGUUUCUCCCUGCACCAAGCUCUAUUCCGCUACCAGCUCAGCAUGCUGCUCCUGCUUCUACUUCUGUCCCAGCUCCAAUUCUGCAGCCUGUUGGCAUCCAGACAGGAGUCUCCAUGACAUCUGAAUGUGGAAGUCAGGCUACAUUUUGUCAGAAAAAAGAAACCUUACAGCAAGAUCCCUGCACAGCGGAAGUGUUUCAGGAAAAACCAGUAGCAUUGCCCAACUAUGCGUAUGACAGUCCCUAUUCUGAUGUUGCAUCUGGUAAGGAAGCAAGUGAUGGGUAUGACAGCUUGGCCAGUGGAGGGAAGCUGGAAGGAAAACAUAGGAAACAUCAUCGGAAGUCGACGCGGACACGCUCUCGGCAAGAAAAGAUGAGCAAACCCAAACUGAAUAUGCUCAAUGUUUGCAACACGGGCGACAAGAUGGUUGAAUGUCAGCUGGAGACUCACAAUCACAAAAUGGUGACGUUUAAAUUUGAUCUGGAUGGUGAUGCUCCAGAGGAAAUUGCCACUUACAUGGUGGAGAAUGGAUUUAUCCUUCUCUUAGAAAAAGAGAUCUUCAUCGACCAGUUAAAGGAGAUUGUGGAUAAAGCUGAAGACAUGUUGAAUGACGACACGGAGGGUGAGAGGGUCUCGACUUUGAGUUGUAGUCCGCAACAAGGCCAGACCUCUGAUGGACAAGUUGGAGAGAGUCAACAGUCUGGAGGAUCCCAGCCUGUCUACCAACAGAAUGUUCUUCACACAGGAAAGCGAUGGUUCAUAAUCUGUCCUGUUGAGGAGAGCCCCUUUUCCAGUCAGGAGCCCACGUCUGAGGGUACAACGUCCCAGUCUCCUAGCAGUUCAGCCAACACGCAGCUGCCUGGCAGGCCUUCUACAUCGCGAGCUGAGGAGGGCUCAUCCUCUACAAUGUCUGGUGGGAGUGGAGGCUUCAUGCAUGACGUGUAUGGAUUCUGCAGUCCCCCGGUUAUGCCCAACACAGACCCUCUCCUCUUGGCCAGUCUGUCUCCUCCGGUGUCUGCCCCCCCAGCUCUUGAAUCGAUACCAUCAUUAGAGUCAAUCAGCAGCGUGCAUCAAGCCCAACCAGCCAGAGCUCAAACUUUGCCACCAUCAUCUCCACAAACCUCUUUUCAAAUGGAAGAACCACAAGGAUCCCCUGUGGGCACCACCUCCCCCAUCCAUUCCACUUUACAUAUGGGAGACAUCACCUGUCCUGUGUCUGUGGCGGAGGAAAUACCCUGUUGUUCUCUGGUCAUGCCCCUGUCCCAGGAUGUGAGCAGCUCACCAGGUGGAUCCCCUCUCACCCCUCUUCCAUCCCAGGAGCCCGGUUCAGCCAAAGAGUCACUGUCUCUCUCAUACGCCGCCGCCGCACGCAGUGAACGCCCGCAGCAGCCUGUGGUGCUCCACCAGCCUUUCUCCAGUGUGGGUGGGGCCAAAGUGUCCUCACUGCCUCAGAGUCCGGCGCCAUCUCAGCAGGGCGGAGGACCAGGCGAGUCAGACGGUGAAGGACGACUGGGCCGCGGAGGCUUUGUGGACAGCACCAUAAAAACACUAGAUGAGAAACUUAGGAACUUGCUCUACCAGGAAUACGCUCCCAUGUAUCCAUCCGGAAGCACUGCAGAGACACCGGGUUCUGGUACAGAGUACUUCCAAUCUCCUCCUGGUCCAGACAGUGCCACAGGAGGGUCAGGAAACAGUACACCAGGUCCAAUGGAGGAGACUCGGUACAGAGCAGGAGAACAACUGCCUCAAAUUCCUGAGAGAAUGGAUAGUUUAAGCACUCUGAGUGACUCAGCUGUGUGUGCGUCCCAUUCCAAAAGGCACGUUUCCCACUCUGUCUCCUGCUCUGGGACAAGAGGCCGGUUUAAGAUAAGUUCAGUUCCUCCUGAAGUGGCCAACAAGCGUGAUGUGAAGCAGAGGAGCUGGAGCAGCAUUGCCUCAACAGCACAACCCGCAGGUUACAAUGUUCCGACUGAGACCAUGACCCCCUCCACCACGAUCGGUCGCUUCUCCGUGGUCAGCACCGAGGAUGACAUCACCCAAAGGACACGUUGCAGUCGCUACUCUGCACCGCCCGACUUCUGUCUGGACACGCCACCCUCUGUGGCUAACCAGAGCUCCUUGCCUCAUAUCCUCACCUCAGCAUCUGUACCUGUUGACAUCACAGUCCAUGCUCGAUUCCUCUCUUCUGACUCGGGGGCCGAGAGCAGCCCCGCCAAACUGGCCCCUGCCACCCCGAGUCGACAAACUCGCUCUGAGCGCCGAGGAAGUGACCUGAUGAAGAGGGCAGUGGCCUUCCUCAGACGUUCAGGGCGCAGCAGCAGUGUGCAGAGCUCGGAUUCUCCAAGCAGGCACGGAGGCGUACACGGAUCGGCCUACGCCAGCAGCGAUAAUGACUCGGAGAUGGAGGACUCAGAUAUGAAGAGAGAACUACAGACACUCCGGGAGAAACAUUUGAGGGAGAUCUCUGAGCUACAGGCCCAUCAGCGGGGAGAAGUGGAGCUGCUGUAUCUCAGACUUGGCAAAGUUCCUCCCUCUGGCAUGACGUACUCGCAUGUUACGGCGCCUAAAGUUCGUAGAAAAAGGUCUGGGAAGCACAGGCUGAAACCGGGCAAGCUCCUUAGUCCUCUGGUGCAGCAAUUUCGACAUGUCACACAUAAAACUGGUGACUCUAGCAGACCCACUAUUCCAGGAACAGGUGAGACAACUGUGAGUUUAAACGGAUCUCCAGCCAAGGCGUCGGUCGCCACUCGUGGCAGGGAGCCAUCCUGUCCCAGCCACAUUCCGAGCUCCACCUCGGAACCGGUGCAGACUCAGCAGCCUUGCUCCCUCAAGGGCUCCUUGUCCUCUGAUAACAUUUAUGCUGGACUAUAUGCUGGAGAUGGCACAAGCACACAAGUUCCCCCAGGACUUGGCUGGGCUAAUUACCCUCAACCACCCGAGAGAGUGACUUAUAAAUCCAGUAGCAAGCCCAGAGCUAGAUUUCUCAGUGGGCCUGUGCCUUUAUCUAUCUGGUCAACAUUGAAGCGGUUGUGUCUUGGCAAAGAGCGAGGCAACAGGCACGGUGCCGGGCUAGGGGCUGUUAAUCCAUCUCAGCAGCAGCCGCCCACCGGUGCCACACCACCUCCUCAUCAGUCAGUGACGGGACUGGCGCAAGCUCAAGCCAACAACAGCAACAACAAGACAAGAGUCUUCGCCGGUUCAUCCAUUAACGCCACUGAACUCAACCUGCCUGAAGAUCUGCAAAGACUGAUGGAUGACUGGACGCAGGAGGUUCUUAUUGUCGCUCACAGGCCGCGUACCGACUCCCUGCGCAUCGGCGGGCAGCAGCUUUUGGAGCAGAUGCUUCCCCCAAGUCAGGUUGCAAGUACCUCAGAGGUGUCAUCGUGGAUGACCCUGGGUGUCGAAAGUGGCCACCUUCCCCCGUCAUGGCCUGACGGCGCCGGCAUGGAGACGAUCAACAACCGGUCCUCCACGGGACCCGGCACCCUUUGUCAGCUCAUCUCGCCUGUGCCGUUCCCGGCCUCGUCCUCUCCUCUCUGUCUUAGCCGAUCACCUUGGGUGCCCCUAGCCCUUCCUCCUGGAAUCUUUGCCUUUCCUGGUACUCCCUCAAGCCAGGAUGCUUCCAUCCCAAGUGCAUCAUAUGAAUCGCCGGACCCCAAAGCAAGAACUCUUUAAUCGGAGUAGCAAUGUGUCUUCCAAGUCUUUUACCAAAAAGAAAUGUCAUUGUAGUUCGAGUCCAUGACGUGCAUAUAUUUAACCAGCACGUAUGUUACCAUUGUCUCAUCCUCUGGUCUCUCUUUUGCAUACCUCAUGUUCAUAUCAUGCCGCAUUAUCAAUGAGUGCGGUGCAAUGGUAGAUUUUGAUUGUCGGUCUCAAAAUGCCGAUUUACAUCAUUGCUUGUAUGUACAUUGCAUUGCUUAUUAACUAUUGUUACAUUCAGUGCUGAGAUUUACAGAGUUGUGUUGCUCAAUUCACCAGUCAGUCAAGGUGUAAUAUAGGAACUCUUGUUAUUCUGUACAUAGAUUGCGUGUUUGUACACUUAACAGCAGAUGAUCCUUAGGUUGUUGCUGCAGCUGCUGUGUGUGUCUCAGUGCAACCGCUUAGCAGUCAGCAUCAUCAGCCGCCACUGUGAAGACUUCUGGACCAGAGGAGCACCGACCCGCUCUAUCAGUCUAUAGUUACGUUUUUUUCUCCCUCUCAUCAAUGAAAUGCUUCCAGCACAAGCGCUUGGAAUAUUAUACGAGAGAUUGGAACGAACUUUACCUUCAGGUGAAAACCACCUGCGAGUGUGCCUUGUAUUGUAAUUUCUGAAUAUGCGUGUUUAGGUUGAAGCAGCCAUGAGUUAGUCCCGAUGUAUCCUUAGAUUUUGUGAUUAGAAUCAUCAAAAUAGACCGGCAAAAAUGGUAACUCAAUUGCUAUAAUCUCAUCAUACUGCAGGUCAUAAACUAUCACGGAUUGUAACAAAAAAAAAUAAAAUAUAUAUAUAUGUAGCUAUGCACUAUACAAUGUGCUUCAAUCUGUCCUGUAUUUUUUCCCCCUGCUUGUUGACUUCUUUAAGUCAUUUGUGAAAACACUGAACAUUCACAAUGUGGUGGCAAAAUUCAGCUUUCAGGUAGAAAAUGCCAAGAGACUAGCACAGGAUUCACUACGGCAUGGACGGCUCGAAACGUGAGCCCUAAAUGCCCUCAACCCUAAAUGUGCGUUACCUCUUCUAAUCUCUAGCUUUACGUAUUGUUGCCUUUAGGGAGUUUUUAAAAAUGACGGUGAGGUUGGUUGGUUGUUGGCUGAUUGUUGAUGAAGUGGUGAUGAUGGUAUAAGGUACACCAAGAAUGUGAAAUACUGAAAAGCCUGUUUAAUGUCAUUUGUACAAUGCAUUAUUGUUUUUCUUUGUUGAAGUAUAUUAGAAACUGUGACAUAAUUCCAAGCAUUCUCACAAAUGUUGUGCCAUCCCUUUCAGCCUUUUAAAUUGCUUCACCUUCAAACACAUUCACUUUCAACACUGCUCCAUCUUGCCUGACUUCUACACGUACAGUAUCAGAAAAAUGAGUAGACUGUCAAAUCGACUGACUAUUGUUUCUGGCCAUGACCGUAUACUGUAGUGAUUCAUAGUAUAUAUAUGUGUCAGAUACUGACCAAAUGACCAUUAAAGUUUAAGUUUAAUUAAUGUUCGUUACGACAUCAAGUUUAUUUUGUUCCAAAUUUUGAAAGCUCUUUACAGACUCAGUUCAUGACAAAUGCUUCGAGGAAGGUUUCUAUAAAGAUUGUUUAGGGUGGUAAACUGUCUAACACUAUUUGUAAAUAAUAUAUUUUAUUGAAAUACAGAUUUCAUUUCAUGACAUGUUAUAUUUCAUUUCUCUUUCUCUGUCAAAUACUUUUGUGCUUCAUCGAGUAAGUCCCAACACUUGUCUUCAUUCAUGCUUGCAAUGUAUGAAUGCAUUGGCCUGCUGCGUCCCCAUACUGGUGACAAACACACUGAACACGAUGAAAUGAAAU